AUGAACGGAACGAGAUCCUACAAAUGGUACCUUGAGAAUGGUUGUGAAAUUGUGCCCCUGAAACGGGGGAUGAACCGGGAGAGCGACUACUCCCUGAUGCUACUGGACAUUCAGGCGGACUUCUCCGAAUUCCUGAUCGAAGAAAAGAACAUCAUCAGUGAUGAAAAGCUAGUGAACCAAGAGGGGGACAUAUUCAAUGUACAGAAAAAACAAUGCAUACAGAAGCAGAAGAAUGCGGGGCUCAUAGAGAGAGAAAAAUAUGUGCAUGAAAUUGAUCAUCUAUGGGCCUAUAUGGAAUGGCAUUAUAAUUUUGAGGACGAGAUAAAGGUGCAAAAGAGCAUAGUGAGUGAUUUAGGUAAGCUGAGGAAAGUGCCAAGACUAUACGUAUCCGCCCAUAUUAUCGAUGGGAUUAUACAUGAAAUGUCCAAGAAUGAAAACAUAUGCAUGUUGAAGUAUACAAGCUAUGAAAGCUUUUACAGUAAAUAUGAUAAUGAAAUGGACAAGGUAAAGGAGCAGGGUGAGAAUAACAUUUACAACCGCUGUAACUACAUAUAUGAAGUUUGCGAUGUGGCAGACAAGUCACUAGUUUUUGCUAGCAGCCCUAUAAUCAAUACAACCAUAAAAAAUGUCCUCAGUAUUACUAAGAGUGGGAAAAAGAGAGAAGACUUUAAUGAAGAACAGGAGGAAAAGGAAGAUAUCGUACAGGACGAAAUAUGGCAAAUCUAUUUAUCAAAAAAAAUUAAAUGUAUAAAUGAUCAGUGGCUACUAAUUUGCAUCAAUGAAGAAAUGAAAAAUAUUAUUGAAAACUGUGGAGAUAUUUAUUUCAAGAUUUUUAAUAAGUACAUAAAAGAGUAUAAUGAUUUUUUGAAGAGCCACAACUACAACACUUCCUUCCAUAAAAAUGACAUACAUUCUUCCACCAUGUUUGGGGGGCACCAUGACGGACACAACAUGUUUGAGAUGAACAAUGGUCCAAAUGAAAGCUUAAAUUCGGAUAAGCUUAAAAAGUAUCGAGUGAAUUUAAUUUUCUCCGGAAAUAAAGAUAUUAACUAUAUCCUUUACAAAUUAUGCCUAGACUUGGGGAAAUUUAAUGACGCAGUUCUGUGCACUAAAAAUAAAACGUACAACAUUCUCCUGAACGAUAUUGACGGGACAUUAGCCAUUUGUUUAAAAUCUUUUUUUUCCAAGUACUACGGGAAUUGCGCAUCCAUGAUGAAUAAUGCGAUGGAGGAGGAGCUAGUCAAAACUCUGUCCAUUAUGGGGCUGUGCAAGGAGAAACUCGUACUAUCUGAGAAACCCACGAUUUUUAGCAACAUCGAGUUGCUAUUUCAGUAUUACCUGAUCGUGCAUAGCGAAUCGUUGGAGGAGGGAAUCGGACAAGAUGGUACCGAAAACGAGGAUGGCGUCAUUUACCUAAGUAGGAGGGCUCUCUUCGGAAACCUACAGUUCUCCACGGAAGAAAUAUGCAGCUACCUACUGCACGUGCAAAAAUACAGCACGAACAACUUGGUGUACGUAAAAAAAAGGGGCUUUAGAUACGUGAAAAGCGAAAUAAUAUAUGAAUUUCUCGUUAAGAUAAUAGAACUCGUGAGUAUCCACGACGAGCUAUACACGCAUCAUCACAUAGAGCCAGGGAGAGGAAGUAGCCCAUCCUUUAAGCAGUACAUGGAAAACCUGCACAAAGUGGUAAGGAAGAGGUAUGGCAUCACACUGAAAAGUUUAGUCAAUCUUAUUCAUCAGAACGAGAACGAGUUUGCUUUUUUAAAAAAUAACAAAAUUCCAAUGGACACGUAUAUCAUCUUGCAACUCUGCUGGAAAUGUUGCGACAUUGAGAACAGGCACUUUGAUUUUUUUAGUCUAUACUACAAUUACUAUUUCUUUUAUGAAUACCUGAAUAAGCAUUCUGAGGAGCUUUCCUUCGAGGGAAUAUUUAAUCAUUAUCUUGAAUUUUUGGAUGACGACAACCAAGUGAACGACACCGUGGUUUACUUCAACCUCUUUAAGUUACACAACACUAUGUCCUUAAACAUCCUGCGUUCCAGUGGCAAGGUCGUUAUUCAUUCGGAUAAACUUUUCACCUUCGACAUGGACAUGCUCACCUAUGUUAAGUACAUCGACGAGAUGUUCCGAAACUUUAAUUCGAAUUUGAUGGACAAAAUUAUACAGGAUUUUAUCAAGUGUUACCAGUUUUUCCUUGACCAUGGUUACGACCGGGGGGUGAAAGGUGUGAAGCUUCAGGCAGUUGCAGCCAUGGACACGGUUGCUGAUGGAUCAGAUGUCGUUGGCUCCGACACCACCGCAGCUGAUAUUUACAAAGACCGAGUGCUCUUCCGAAACAACAAUAUCCUUAACGUUAGCAACAUCAAACAUAUCUGCAACGAUAGCUGCAUGUUCGAAUAUUUUAUCGUGGUCAAGUACUACUACACAGAUAACACCUUUUCCGUGCUAGAGAAAAAACUGAAAAAAUUUAUUCACUCAGUGGAGGAAGACUUCGCAAGUGCGCACAUAACAUCUGCCACGGAUUAUUCUUCCUCUGGAUCUGGAACGGCGGGAAGAGAGACUUCUUACGAGAUGAGACAAAUAAAUAAAGCAAACUGUAAAAAGGCCCAAAGCAACUACUCCUUGAAUUACAAGAUUUUUAAGUACCAAACAACUUCCUUCCCACAAAUACGCCUAAGAAACAACUACAACGAACUCCUAUGCUCCCUUUAUACCCCCCUCUCUAUCCACUUCUCCAUUUUUCACGAAAAUGUAAUUUACAAUAAAAAGCAAAACUCCUUUCAACUCAUCCCUUCCUUCUUGCUUAAGGAAAAUUUGCGCAGUUGCUUAACUGCUCUCUUCACCUUCAAGAAUUCCUAUUUCGCCCAGGAGUUUUACCCCUUUUUGAAUCCUCUGCUGAAUAACAAGGACCUCAUCGGUACCAUCGCCGUCCCACCACUGCGCCAUUGCAGAACCAAACUCAUCGAACGCGAAAAUGAAAAAAACAUCGAGUUCAUGGAAACUGGAAAUAUCGUCUUCUCAACGUUGAAUAGUGACAUGAAGAACUACACCAAGCACGGUGCCUGUUGUCGGAAGUUCGUUGAGAAACUUUGUAAAUUGUACAACUGUAAUUUACCCGUGAACAGCUUCUCCCUUUGA
Molecule: messenger RNA, 3138 nt
Organism: Plasmodium knowlesi strain H
Lineage: Eukaryota; Apicomplexa; Aconoidasida; Haemosporida; Plasmodiidae
Product: conserved Plasmodium protein, unknown function
Exons: 3
Coding region: 1-3138 (1045 amino acids)
Source: RefSeq, a predicted model, not a curated record